UCACAGCCAACAAAAAAUAUAAACAAAAACUUAACCUUAAUUUAGUAAAAAUGGAUAAUCCAGGUAAUAGUUUAUUUCAAAAUACGGAAAUAAAUUUGAACAAAUCUAGAAAUGAAGAGGAAGAAGAGGAUUUGGAGGAUCAGAAGCGAAGAAAUGAAGAGUUACAAAAUUUAGUGAGGACAAAACUAGACGAUUUUAGUUACGAUGAAAGCACAGUAAAUUCGUCAAUAGUUUCGACGAUUUCAUACGACGAGACGCAAAAAAAAUAUUUAAACGCCAAUAAUCACCAAGAACAAUUACAAUUAUUGUAUGAUAUAAGACUCAGGGAAUUGCAAGCGUUAAAGGGAGAACAUAAGGAAACUGUUGAAAAUAUGACUAUUAAUAUGGAUGCUAUGAAAAAGAAAUUAAUACUCGCAGAAGCUGAAUUAAAUCAACUUAAAAUCUCGUAUAAAAAUAGUGAAUGUUUAUUAGUUGAAAAAACUGGUGCUCUUAAAGAAUUAACAUCGGUAUUAGAAAGUAAGGAAAAUCAAAUUGAAGAAUACAAAAAACUUAUCGAUAAUAUGAAUUUAGAAAUUUCUACAUACAGGUCUACUAUAAAUGACCUACAUCUGAAAUUACAAGGGGAUAGGAAUCCGUUUAGUAAUGCAAAUAAACAAUUUAACAGUGAGGAAUAUAAAAUGGCCGUUCAAGAAAAAGUUGGGAAAUUGGAAGCUUUAUUAGAAGAAGAAACAAAAACAGUCAAACUAUUGGAAAAAGAAAAUAUUACACUCAAAGAUGAAUUAACAAAAUUGAUUUCAUCCAAAAACAAUGAUGCAAAUUUAAUGAAGGCUUUGACGAAAAAUUUUGAAAGUGCUCAGCAGCAAUGCGAGGAAUUAAUUGAUGUAGUGGAAACUUUAAGUAAUGAAAAUAAACAUUUGGAGGAAAGAUUAACAAAUAUUUAUAAUACGUCUGUUAAUGAAAAACUUUCUUUGGACAAUAACAAUUUAACACCAAACAAAGAUAAAUUGAAGAAACUUUUAGUGGAUAAGUCGUUUCAAAUCAAUAGUUUGCAUGCUAAAUUGAGAAAUUACGAAGAAAAUAUGAAAGAAUUAUUGGAAUACAGAAAAUUGAAAUCGGAUUCUUACCAAAAAGAAUUCAAACAAUGCGAUAAUGAAGAUCACACGAAAAAUUUGAUUUUGAUGCAAAACGAUCUACGAAAUUAUAAAAGAAUGAUCGAAGACAAAAACCAACAAAUCCUCAAUUUGAACAGCACCAACAAAGACCUUUUGGCUAAAAUGGAAGAAACUCUAUCCCAAACUCGAAACGACAUCAAGAAUUUCUCCAGCAAAUACAGUUUACCCCAAUUGGAAAAAAUGGCGGAAGAUUUGAAAGCUUCCGAAUACAAAAUUGCAUAUUUAGAAGAAAAACUGAAACAAGCCGAAGAUAACAAAGAAAGUGAAUUAAAAAAUGAGCUCGAGACACUAAAACAAACUGUCGAUAAAGAGAGGACGAACCUCAAAAACGAAAUAAAUAAAUUGAAACAAGAAUUGGAAAUAUCUUCGGCGGAACUGAAGAAUUUGAAACUGUACGCAGACGAAUUGGUUAACGAAAACGUCCAACUGAAAUCUUCAGUUAAAUCCGAAGAUCACUAUCUGCAAUCAGUGGAAGCCCUUCAAAACGCCCAAGAACAGUUGAGGUUGUUGCAGGAAACCGUCGACGAAUUGACCAAUUUGAAAACUAUCGCCGAAGGCGAACGGUGCACUUUCGAAUUUGAAAAUAAAAGUUAUAAACAGCAGUUGGAAAAUUGUCGGAAUUAUGUAGAACGACUCGAAACGAAAUUGGAAGAUGUUGUGAUGAAAUUGAAGGCGAAAGAUGAUUCCAUAAAACAUUUACAAGAAACGGUUAAGGAGUUGAAAGAAGAAAUCGAUGUUGGUAGAAAGAUGAAAAUUCAAUUGGAACAUAUGAGCGAAGAAAUUAAAACCAAAGAACAAAUUAUAGAACGUUUGAAUGAAGUGGUAGAAAGUUUAGAAGAAAAAUUGAAAAAUUCAAGGGAAGACAAAAUUGAAGAAAACUUAGGGGACGAAGUAGAUACAGUUGAUAACGAAAAUGCAGUUAAAACAGAUUUUGCAGCAGAAUUGAAAGCGAUAGAGGAAGAAGAAUUGGAAAAUCAUAAAGAAGCCGAUAUUUUAUCAAUAGAAAUAAAACUACGAGAAGAAAUUCAAGAAGAGUAUUUCAAAAGACUGAAAGAUGUCGAAGAAAAAUACCAAAAAUUGUACAGAUCUAGUAAAGACGUUCGUAAAGAACAAGAAGAGAAAUUAAGAAUACAAGAAAAUAAAUUCAGGGAACAUUUAGCGAUGGUGUUGAGAGAAUGUACUCAAAAAAUUAAAGAAUACGAAGAAGGUAAUCAAGAUCUGAUUAAGCAAUUGAGACAAUUCCAGGGUCAAAAUAACGAAUUUAAACAACUUAUUCAACAGAAAGAUGCGAGUUAUACAACUUUGAUAAAAGAAAUACAGUCAAAUAGUCAGAGGGAUAGUGAAAGGUGGAAAUUGUGGUCACAAAAAGUGUUAAGUAACUGUUUGAAAAUAGAAGCGACUAAUAAGAAAAGUAGAGACAAUAUUUUAUCUAAAAUGAAAGAUUACGAUUCGGAGGUCGCAGCAGUUGAAAAAUCUUAUGAAAAGAUAACAAAAAUGAUUACAGCAAGGAAAUAAUAUUGAAUGUAGAAUUAUAAUCUAAUGUUGUCGUUUAUCAAUUUAAUAUACAAAACUUUAAUUUACUGAAAGUGUGAUAUUUAUUUUUCCAAAAUUCCUAUAAAAUAAGAAGAGAAGGAAAAACCAAAUUAGAUACCAACAAUUGGAAAUUAACUUCAUUAAACUGUUAAUUUAGAAUGGAUCAAACUUUAUUCCAUUUAUUUUUUUUCAGUUUAUCCUUCAUUCUGCUACAUUACAACAUUCUGGUAUCUUAUUAUCUCUUCUAUAAUUCCUAGUAUUCCCAUUGUAUCCUCAAUCUCGUUCCUCAAUGUCUUCAUUAAUCACUAUAGUUUAUUUGUAGUAGGUUUGAGAAUUUUUGGGAUUUUCUUUUGUGAAAUCUAAGUACAUUUGGGCAUCUGGUUUUUGCUUCCACAUUUGCUGGUACUCCCACAUCAUUCCUUCAGGUCUUACUUCAAUAUUGUUCUUCCAAGUCUUCCUCUGUCUAUACCUUGUUUCUGUUAAUCAUUUUAAGGGUUCUCUUUUGAGAUUUAUCAAAUCUAAGAACAUUUUUACAUUCAGUCAUCUAGAUUUUGCUUCUACAAUCCUUAGUACUCCAAAUAUCAUAUCUCCAGGUCUUCCUUGAAUAUAUUUCCAUAUCCUGGCAUCUCAUUUUUUGCUUCUACAAUCAUCAAUACUUCCAAUAUCAUCUUCAAUAUCGUUCCUCCAGAUCUUUCUCAGUCUACACUUUCUUCUUGACUAUAGUCAGUUUCUAAUUGAUGGUCUGUAGGCUUUUCUAUCGAGAUAGAUAAAUUUUGAAUAUAUUUUUACAUUCUUGCAUCAUAUUUUGGUCCUUUACAAUAUCCAGUACUCUUAUAUCACUGUCCAGGUCUUUCUUUUGGUCUGCACUUCCUUCUUAUACAUUAUAUCUUAUUUUUUAUCUUCAUUCCUCUUCUGGUGUUAUAUUUAGUCUCGGUAAUAAUUCCAUCUUUAUUCUCCAUUCUUUCUGUACCUCUUUUGAUUAUUACUUUAAAUUUUCGAUUGCAUAUAAGAUCCCCAGACUUCUUUUUUUCCUAUAUACUCCCUAAUUUUCCACAAUUUUUCUUGUCGAUAUUAAGUUUAAACAAUUAGUUAUUUU
Molecule: messenger RNA, 3801 nt
Organism: Diorhabda sublineata
Lineage: Eukaryota; Metazoa; Arthropoda; Insecta; Coleoptera; Chrysomelidae
Gene: asl
Product: putative leucine-rich repeat-containing protein DDB_G0290503
Exons: 12
Coding region: 51-2687 (878 amino acids)
Source: RefSeq, a predicted model, not a curated record